GCCCGCAGGCGGGAGGGCGACGGCUGCCGGCGGGCUGCGGCCAUGGGGGCGAGCGGGGCGCCGAGCCCCCGGCUCUGCCAGGGCGCCGAGCCCCGGGGGGGCCGGGAGGGGCGGGGAGGGGCAGGGGUCUGGGGAGGGGGGGCUGCCCUCCCCGCGCCUAGUCUUGCCUCCUCUCUCCCUCUCUCCGUCUCUCUGUCUCCCUCCUGAUGUUUGAUCCCGCCGCGGCGCCCGCAGGGAUGAGCGAUGGAGGGGCCGAGCCUGGCAGGAGCCCCGUGCUGCUGGCCGAGCCCGGAGCCGCCGGCCGGGCCCGGGAGAAGGCACCGACCCGGGCGGAGCUGGAGAACGCGCUGCGCGGCGGCGGAGGCUUCAAGGACAUCCCGGGAACGUCGGCGGUCAGCCCCGGCUCCUCCAAGGAGUGCGCCCCGGACACCGAGAGCCCGCCGGGACCCGGCGAGGCGGACUACUGCCGCCGCAUCCUGGUGCGAGAUGCCAAAGGGACGAUUCGGGAGAUCGUCCUCCCCAAGGGCCUGGACCUGGACCGGCCCAAGCGGACGCGGACGUCCUUCACGGCGGAGCAGCUCUACCGCCUGGAGCUGGAGUUCCAGCGCUGCCAGUACGUGGUGGGCCGCGAGCGGACCGAGCUAGCGCGGCAGCUCAACCUCUCCGAGACCCAGGUCAAGGUCUGGUUCCAGAACCGGCGCACCAAGCAGAAGAAGGACCAGAGCAGGGACUCUGAGAAGCGCUCCACCACCACCUCCGAGUCCUUCGCCACCUGCAACAUCCUCCGGCUGCUGGAGCAAGGCCGGCUCCUCUCCGUCCCGGCCCCCCCCAGCCUCCUGUCCCCCACCUCCCACCCCGUCGGGAGUCCUGCGGGCAGCGGGUCCGGCGUGGCCACCCCGGGAACCACCUCACCGGGGCUGGGCGGCCGCAGCAGCCCCCCCGGCACCGGAGCCUUCAGCCUGCAGGUCCCUGCCCUCGCCACCUCCUCUUCCUCUUCCUCCUCCUCCUCCUCUUCCUCAGCCAGGCUGCCCGCGGCCCCGCUGUGCUUCGGGGCACCGCUGCUGGGCAGCCUGCACGACCUGCCGGGCGCUUACGGACUGGGCAGCUCCGCUUUUGAGCCUUACACGCGGCUGGAAAGGAAAGACAAUUCUAUACCCAGCAAGAAGCCGAGCCCUUAAACGAAAACGAGUGUCAAAAAGGCGUCCUGCCCCCCUCCGCCCCCACGCACCCCACACGGGGCUUGUUUCGCGAGUGGGGUUGGAAAGACUUCUACCAAAUGGCCGGGUGCUGUGCGUGUGUGUGCGUGGACACCCGGCCCCCUCCGUAGGAACUAAGAUCCCACCGAGGACUACACCACCCACCUCCUCUCCCUAGGGCUGACACCGAGCCUGGUCACCGCUGCCUGGGUGCCCGGGUGUCCCGUGUCACCGGCGCUGCCACGUCCCCUUCCCACGCCGCUGGAUCCACCGGGGCCACCUCCCCUUCCAGGUACCCCCCGGGCAGGGCUUGCAGGACGAUGCUGUGGUCUCUGCUGCGGGAGAGGAGCAGCCCCCGGGGGUGGGCUGGGGGUGCUGACGCCCUGUGGACGUCUCCUGCCGUUUGCUCACGUCCCACGGAGCGGCACGGGUGAAACCGCAGA
This is a messenger RNA of Oxyura jamaicensis (ruddy duck), 1639 nucleotides long. RefSeq names its product ventral anterior homeobox 2 (gene VAX2). The transcript has 3 exons. Gene Ontology annotation, molecular function: DNA binding; DNA-binding transcription factor activity, RNA polymerase II-specific. The coding region runs from base 207 to 1178 and encodes 323 amino acids. Lineage: Eukaryota; Metazoa; Chordata; Aves; Anseriformes; Anatidae. Gene Ontology annotation, biological process: regulation of DNA-templated transcription; brain development; central nervous system development. The record is from RefSeq and is a predicted model, not a curated record.